This is a messenger RNA of Sitodiplosis mosellana (orange wheat blossom midge), 2069 nucleotides long. It is a transcript of the gene Mon1, whose product is annotated as vacuolar fusion protein MON1 homolog A. Lineage: Eukaryota; Metazoa; Arthropoda; Insecta; Diptera; Cecidomyiidae. The transcript has 6 exons. The record is from RefSeq and is a predicted model, not a curated record. Gene Ontology annotation, biological process: protein targeting to vacuole; endosome to lysosome transport via multivesicular body sorting pathway. The coding region runs from base 230 to 1825 and encodes 531 amino acids.
CACAAAUGUACACAAUUGUUUCAGUGUAAAUAUGUGUCAGUCUUGAUUUGAUACUCUUUUUUUUUGUUAUCAAAAAAAGAAUUGAAAGGAACGCAAAUAUAAUUUAUUCAUAAAUCCAAAAAUGGGUGUAUAAUUUCGUGUGUUGCACAUUUUUAAUUGACGGUGAGAUAAUUUCGAUUUUGAAAUUAGCGAGUGUGGCACAAUCGGAUUUAAAGAGAGAGUGAGAAAAAUGAGUGAUUUGCAAACGAGUGCGGGCGAAGAGAUUGAAAUAUACGAAGAGGCAGCUGGAACUGCGUAUGAAAGCAUGCUAAUUACGACCGAUUCCUUUGAAGAAUUUUCACAAGAGUUGAGUGCGAGCCUGGAAGAAGAUGGUUCGCCAGUGGCAGCCAAUAAAGUAAAGUCAAUCAUCAAUGAGAUUCAGGGAAAUGCGCCAGAUAACACAACAGCUGCAAGUGAUACAAAGGCUUCAUCAUCGAAUAUCAGUACGUUGAGUGAGUUUGGCAGUCAAGACUUGCUCGAUCAAAAUGCUGACGACAGUACUCUCUCCGGUGACUAUUUACAUGACCCCGAAUGGCUGAAUCAACGCGAACAUUUUUUUGUUUUAAGUUCAGCGGGCAAACCAAUCUACUCUUUGCACGGCAACGAAGACAAACUGGCUACUCUGUAUGGGGUUAUGCAAGCGUUGACGAGUGUUGUGCAAGCCAAUCAAGAUGUGAUCAUGAGCAUUCAUGCCAUUGGUAUAAAAUUUGUAUUCCUAAUGAAAGGUCCGCUCAUUUUAGUUGCUGCGUCACGACGAAAUCUAAGUGUACAACAAAUCCAAUUACAGUUAACCGAUGUCUAUAAUCAAAUACUUUCAACAUUAACACUGUCACACAUGACCAAAAUUUUCGAUCAACGAAAAAAUUUCGACCUUCGACGACUGUUAGCGGGCAGUGAACGUCUUAUCGAUCACCUUCUCACGAAUGACAGCCAAAAACGAGCGUGCAAUAAAAUUUCAAAUAAUCCAUUCAUAUUUUUGACACACUCCGUUCGAAUUUUGGCUCUGGCCUCGGCUGUGCGUGAGUCGAUUAUCACAGCGAUUCAACAAAAUUGCUCAAAAAUUAAGAAUUUAGUGUUUGCGGUACUGAUUGCUAACAAUAAACUAAUUGCACUAGUUAGAAUGAAAAAGUAUUUUAUUCAUCCGGCAGAUUUAAGGUUAAUUUUCAAUUUAGUCGAUUGCUCAGAGAGUUUUAAGUCGGCCGAAAGUUGGACACCAAUUUGUUUACCCAAAUUCGACUCUGAUGGUUUUCUGCAUGCGCACGUUUCAUAUUUAGCUGACGAUUGUCAAGCGUGUUUGCUUUUAUUAUCAGUGGAAAAAGACGUCUUCUUCACACUGUCAGAAGCGAAGCAAAAAAUUACCGAGAGAUUGCGGCGGAGUAAUGUACUGAAAGUAAUAAACGAUGCCAUGAAUAGCAAAGGGAUUAAUUUACGUACGAUUGGAAUACCUGAAAUUCGUCAUUUUUUAUACAAAUCCAAAUCGAAUGCUCAGCUCUUGUGCUCCGAAAUCACCGUACCGUACAAUACACCAGAGGAAUUCAAUCGAUUGGAAUCUCUUUACUAUGAUAUUCAUCAUCGCAUACACAAUAGCAAUCGGCCAACAAAAUUGAUUUAUCAACUACAUGAAAAGGAAAUUAUUUUAGCUUGGAUAACAACCGGUUACGAAUUGUACGCUGUGUUUGAACCAACUGUCGAUAGAAGUGUCGUUAUAACGCUGGUUAACAAAUUGUUGAGCUGGAUCAAAAAGGAGGAAGAGAUGUUAUUCAUUCUAAAUGCACCAACAUUCUGACCCAAGGACAAAAGUUCAUUUUUGAAAUUAUUCGGUGAUCAAGCCGAUUCGUCGAAUGGUUAAAACUGAAUCGGUUUCUAUGUAACAGAAGGAGAAUUCACUUGAUACUGUAAUUAUUCGAGAAAAAAAAAAUUGUAUAAAAUAUAGCCAAUGAAAGAGAAAAAAAGUCACAAAGCUGUUUGUAUUUAUUUAUGAAAUGUCUCUUUAUUAAAAAUCCAAUGCAAUAAAAUAUACAAAAAAACGG